Molecule: messenger RNA, 1035 nt
Organism: Oikopleura dioica
Lineage: Eukaryota; Metazoa; Chordata; Appendicularia; Copelata; Oikopleuridae
Source: the annotation of a GenBank genome assembly
AUGUUCCUGCUACCUAAAAAGCUCAUUCAAAGCGGAUUCAGAUCAGUUUUCGAAUACCAACUUGCACGAGCAGAAGAUGCAAGGAAGAGAGCAGAAGCUCGCGAGCAAGAAAAGGUCGAGCGACAAAAGCGCCUUGAAAAAGUGAUCAUCGAGCGAAAGCAAAAAGAACUGGCGGACAAGGCGAAAUACAACUGGAUUGAUUCGGACGAAGAAGACUACGAAAAGAAGAAAGCGGAGAGAAGGCAAAAGAAAAAGUCGAGAAAAGACCAGGAUAAGGCGGCGCCUGAGACGGAGACGAUGUUGUCAAGCAGGAGCGAGAAGAAGCCUCGCCCAGAAGACGAUCACCCAGUCCAAAGGGUCGAAGAUCGAAGAGUCCGAGAAGAGGACGCCCCUCGCCAAGCCCAAAGAGACGAAGAGAGUCUCGCAGUCCAAGAAGACGAAGAUCUCGAAGUCCCCCUCGCAAAAGGCGAUCGCCCUCUGCAAGUCCAAGGAGAAGACGAUCUCGUUCAAAGAAACGAUCAUCGCCCGACCGUCGCCGUCGAGAACGAAGCCGCUCGAAGUCGCGAAGCCGCAGCAGAAGCAGCGAUCGACGAAGACGGAGGAGAAGCCGCUCCCGCUCGCGUAGCCGCUCUGGAGAUCGACGCCGACGACGAAAUCGACGAAGCCGAUCUUCUUCGUCGAGCUCGUCUUCUCGGUCGAGAUCCAGAUCUAAAUCAAGAGAUAGACGCAGAAACAGACGCUCAAGAACUCGCUCUCGAUCAAAGAGACGCGGUAGACGAUCCUACUCUCGAUCUUCAAGCUCCUCAUCGUCAGCGUCGUCGAGAAGUUCUCGAUCUCGAUCACGUGGCCGAGACAACCGGGGUCGCUUCAAACGCGAACGGCGCUCUUCAGCAAACACUAGAAAGAAACAAUCAUGUCUCGCACUUUCAUUCUUCCGAUCAAAAACAAGUAUUUUCAUCGCCCAAAAUCACAUGUUCAAAUCACUGGCAAAAGAAGACUGCGAGUCUUGAAUACAUUCAAUCAUUUUCUGUCUAA